AUGGCUGCUACUCUUGACCUGCAAUCCAGCACCGUCGUCAAGGCCAUCAAGGCCCCGGAGUGGCCCCUUUACUCGUGGAGGACAAAGUCGCCAAAUGCACGCCUCAUAUACACACGGGACGUUGACGAGGCGAACGCUGAGCUCUCCAAGCUGGAACCAGGUCCUCUGGGGCUGGAUAUGGAAUGGAAGCCUUGCUUCUACGCGGGCGAACCUGAGAACCCCGUCGCUCUCGUCCAGCUGGCAAAUGAUGAGGUCGUUCUGCUCAUACAAGUGAGCGCUAUGACAACAUUCCCGGAGAAGCUGCGAGAGGUGUUGGGUAGUUCGCUGUAUGUCAAGGCCGGCGUCGCCAUCAAGGGUGAUUGUAUGAAGAUAUAUCGAGAUUUCUCGCUCAUUUGUCGCAACUGCGUCGAUUUAUCUCUCCUUGCACGCACCGUGGACAACGACCGCUGGAAAGGAGGAUAUCGGCAGAGCAUAGGUCUGAACCGUCUGUGCGAGGCAUACGAAGAACUGUCAUUGGUGAAGGGAAAGAUCACGAGGAGUAACUGGGAACUUAUGCUCUCGGAGGCCCAGCAGGAAUACGCUGCCAACGAUAGUCACUCUGGGUACGCACUCUACCGCCGACUCGCCGCGAUGGCGAACGCCAUGUCUUCCGCGCCC
Molecule: messenger RNA, 657 nt
Organism: Fomitopsis serialis
Lineage: Eukaryota; Fungi; Basidiomycota; Agaricomycetes; Polyporales; Fomitopsidaceae
Product: ribonuclease H-like domain-containing protein
Exons: 4
Biological process (GO): nucleobase-containing compound metabolic process
Molecular function (GO): nucleic acid binding; 3'-5' exonuclease activity
Source: RefSeq, a predicted model, not a curated record